This is a messenger RNA of Sphaerodactylus townsendi, 2392 nucleotides long. RefSeq names its product SET domain bifurcated histone lysine methyltransferase 1 (gene SETDB1). Gene Ontology annotation, biological process: negative regulation of gene expression; heterochromatin organization. Bases 1 to 2199 code for a protein of 732 amino acids. Gene Ontology annotation, molecular function: protein binding; histone H3K9 methyltransferase activity. The transcript is spliced from 14 exons. Lineage: Eukaryota; Metazoa; Chordata; Lepidosauria; Squamata; Sphaerodactylidae. Gene Ontology annotation, cellular component: nucleus. The record is from RefSeq and is a predicted model, not a curated record.
AUGCUGAGCCUCUAUCCUCACAGAGCCGUUGACAAGUGCGAAGAGAUGGUCAAAGACGUCUACUCCAACCUGGGCUUGGAGUACCGCGAGACGGACUCUGAUGAGGACGAUGCCUCUUCCAAACCGAUGGAAGUGAUUGAAAUCCCCGAUGAAGAUGAUGAUGUCAUGAGCGUUGAUUCUGGGGAUGCAAGUAGCAAAAUGGCAAAGGAUCAGUCCUUGCUCCGAGAAGCCAUGGCGGCCAUGAGGAAGUCGGCUCAAGAUGUGCAGAAGUUUAUGGACGCCGUGAACAAAAAGACCGGCAGCCAAGACUCUCUAAGAUUCCAGGAAGUGAGCCCCGGGUGCGAAAUUACCCAAGACGGAGACCUGGUGGUAGGCGACCGUAUCCUGGGAAAGAAGCGGACCAAGACGUGGCACAAGGGGACGCUGAUCGCUAUGCAAACCGUGGGGGCCGGGAAGAAGUACAAAGUGAAGUUUGACAACAAGGGGAAAAGCUUGCUGUCGGGCAACCACAUCGCGUACGACUAUCACCCGUCGGCCGAGGGCCUGCAAGUCGGGAGCCGAGUGGUGGCGAAAUACAAGGACGCGAAUCAGAUGUGGCUGUACGCCGGCAUUGUGGCCGAGACGCCGAACAUCAAGAACAAAAUGAGGUUCCUGAUCUUCUUUGAUGACGGUUAUGCCUCUUACGUCGUCCAGUCAGAGCUCUACUUGAUCUGCCGGCCGCAGGAGCACGGCUGCUCUUCACAAAAUGUGUAUGAGAACGUGGCUGGCCUAGCAUCCUUUUCCCCAGAGCACCAACUGGAUAGUCCCGACGGGUUCACAAACAGGGGCCCAGGGGCCAAGAAAAAAAUCCUGACGGACGAUUUUGCGGAUAAGGAGGGCCUGGAAAUGGGGGACGAGUAUUUUGCCAAUCUGGACCACAUCGAGAGCGUGGAGAACUCGAAGGAGGGCUACGAGAGCGAGGCCAAGUGCUCCUCGGACAGCAGCGGCGUCAACCUGAAGGAGGACGACGAUGACAACUCGGGCUCCGAGGAGGCUGAGGAGUCCAACGAGGACAGUUCCGACGACAACUUCUGCAAAGACGAGGACUUCAGCACGAGCUCUGUGUGGCGCAGCUACGCCACCCGCCGCCAGACGCGGGGCCAGAAGGAGAACGGCUUGUCGGAGACGGCCUCCAAGGACUCCGACCUGGCCAGGCAGGUCAGUCACGAAGAGGCCGCCCCAUGCAAGCCUCCGCUCUCAGAAGAGACUUCCAAGAACAAGGUGGCUUCCUGGCUGAGCUCCACCCUGCCCGACAGCUACCAGGAUGACAGCAGGUCCUCGUUCCGGAUCCACGAGGCGAUCGAAGCCAAGGCGAGCAAAGUGGAAGGGGCAGACACCGAGAAGGCCUUGACUGUCGGACCCGCACUCAAGGAAGAGUUUGGGCUAGAUGCCGACAUGAAAGUGAAGAAGAAAGAGGAACCUGAGGAUCACAGCAGAUCAGCACCUGUGAGCAGUUCAAGCAGGGUGUAUGGCUACAACCCGAACCCAGUGAUACCAGAAGGGAUCCGGAGGCCAGUCAGCAAAACUGCCAUGCAUCAAAACCGAAGGCAGAUGGAGACACAUCAGCAGAGCCCUGCAGAUGACGUGCUGAUGCUCUCGAGCAGCACCGACAGCGACGGAGACAACGGGCAAGGCACCUCAGGGCAAGCGCAGGGCAACGCGAACGACAGCGACGACAUCCAGACCAUUUCCUCCGGGUCGGAGGAAGAACACGGGGCCGAUGGGAAAAAGAACAUGUCUUCUGGGCUCGGGCCCGUGAAGAGGCAAGUGGCUGUAAAGUCCACUCGGGGCUUCGCCUUGAAGUCGACCCACGGCAUCGCCAUCAAGUCGACCAACCUGGCGUCGGGGGAGAACUUCCUCAUCCGGAGGAGCACGCGGCAGUUCUACGACGGCGAGGAGUCUUGUUACAUCAUCGAUGCCAAACUUGAGGGCAAUCUUGGGCGCUACCUUAACCAUAGCUGCAGCCCUAACCUCUUUGUCCAGAACGUCUUCGUGGACACGCAUGAUCUCCGUUUCCCGUGGGUGGCUUUCUUCGCGAGCAAGCGGAUCCGAGCUGGGUCGGAGCUCACGUGGGAUUAUAACUACGAAGUGGGCAGCGUGGAAGGGAAGGAGCUCCUGUGUUGUUGUGGAGCUAUCGAAUGCCGCGGGCGCUUGCUGUAAAGAGGAACGAGGUUUCCUUGCUCUCAUCCGCUUUCCCCAUGCCUCCCCCCCUCUUCAGAACCCACAGUUCUUGUUUGCAUUUUGCUGUUGGUUGUACCGAUGUCACAUGUUGCAAAAGCGCCUCCGUUUAUGUUGUUGCUUUGAUGUUUUCCUUGUUUUUUGUUCAUGUAAUAAAAUGUCGCUCUUUAUUAAA